Molecule: messenger RNA, 1917 nt
Organism: Haliotis rufescens (red abalone)
Lineage: Eukaryota; Metazoa; Mollusca; Gastropoda; Lepetellida; Haliotidae
Exons: 4
Coding region: 210-1646 (478 amino acids)
Source: RefSeq, a predicted model, not a curated record
ACACCUUCGGUGUUACAGUUCUAAGGGAGGGAGUGUGCGGGAUUUAACGCCGUAUUUCAUGUUCCCGGAAGGAAAAGUGACGCCUACCACUGUAGCGAAAACCAAUAGCAUGUUUACGGUGUUGACAAACCAUUUAUAAUGAGGGCAAAUCUGGGAAUCGAACACACGACAAUUGAGGGUGACAUUUCUAUGAACAGACUAACGACACAAUGGCGUUUUACCCACCCGGGGGCCCAACUCAGAUCGUGUUUUCCUUUGACACAACUGGCUCCAUGUCCGCUAUACUGGACGAGGUGCGGGGUCGCCUGCAGGACAUGAUACAGCGCCUGCAGGCCGACAUCCCGGGGAUAAACAUCAGUGUAGUGGCACACGGAGAUUAUUGCGACGAGGAGAUGUUCUACGUCACGAAACACGUGGACUUCACAGACAACGUCAUGGAACUGUGCAACUUCGUCAACGAGGUUGGAGGGACUGGUGGGGGUGAUGUAGAAGAAUGCUAUGAACUGGUUCUGCGACUUGUCCGCGGGUUGUCAUGGAAAGGGGACUCCCAGAAGGUCCUCAUCAUGAUUGGAGACGCUUAUCCCCACGAACCAGACUAUCCACUGAACACCCUCAACCUGGACUGGAGAGAUGAGGUUCAGGAAUUAUCGAACAUGGGUGUCCGAGUGUACGGCGUGCAAGUGGGUGGGGACGAGACGUCCGAGACCUUCUUCCAAGCCUUGUCCGAUCAGGGAGGCGGGCAGUAUCUGAAGUUGGAGAACUUCGCCAACAUCUGCACAUUUAUCAUGGCAAUCUGUUAUAGGGAGAGAGGUGAAGACUUCCUUCAGGGUUACGAGGCUGAAAUCCGAGCUGUGAAGGGAAAGCAGUCCAUGAACAAGGACCUCGAGGGUCUGUUUGGAACAUUGAGAAGAGAUGAUUCCAAGGCCAGCAGUCUCGGAGGACCAGGGGCACUCAUGUGGCCACUUCCGGACCCGAUAUCACCGCUCCCACUACAGAAGAUGCCAUCAGCUAGUACAACUGUACCGGUGAUUGGGGUGCCAAAAACUAAAACAAAGAAAGUAAAAAAGAUCAAUAAAAGGUGUACAGUAAAAAGAUCACAGCCAAGAAAGCGUGAGAAGACUGAAAAGAAAAGACUUCGAAGAGAGAAAGUCCCUCAAACUAAUUUCAUUUACAAUGACUAUCGUUGGUCACCAUGGCAACUUGCAAUCGUCCCAUCUCGAGAUCAUACUACAAGCGGAACGUGGAAAGAUGUUAGACAUGGUCUUGGUCUCAAGAAAUGUUGUUUGAAUCUCUUCAAGAAGUCCGGCAACAAACAUACCUUUGUCGAAGUUUCAGUUCAACCAAGGCCUCAUGCAAAGCGGCACGUGGUCAUGUUCAAGGUAUUGAAUGGCAACGUGUCUCCCGAGAACUGGUUCCGAGUGUUGUUUGGUCGGAGGAAGAUACAGGAUGAAUUAGAGAGAGUCCUAGACAGUGGGUGUAGGUUGUUUGUGCGCAAAGCGGAGUUGAAAAGAUCAAGACAGACAGUCAAAGAGCAAGCUAAAGACAUUUCCAGUCUGUAUGACUACGCGUGGCAAACAACAGACACAUGUCAUAGAGACGUAUAUAUAAAGAAGUACGACUUUUAUAUUUCUGGUGAUCCCCUGUGAUGUGUAUGUGUUUCGUAAGAGAGUGUGUGGCUGUAAAGUACAGCCCUGGAUAAAUAUGUGCAGGAGGCCCAUGGUUGAUGGAAAUGUUGAACGUAUAUUGUGCUUAUGAUAACCCCAUUCAGACAGAAGUACCUCUUCUAUGUCAAUCAUAACAUUGUCAGUGUGCUUGGGGUAUCUCACGCUGAGGUAUCUAUCGCAUUGUAAUAUGCCAUGUUGUGAACGUAUUUUGUAAAUAUUUAUGGUUGCAAAAUAAAUGUAUUUGGAUGAAUAA